Molecule: messenger RNA, 762 nt
Organism: Dendrobium catenatum
Lineage: Eukaryota; Viridiplantae; Streptophyta; Magnoliopsida; Asparagales; Orchidaceae
Exons: 3
Coding region: 1-762 (253 amino acids)
Source: RefSeq, a predicted model, not a curated record
AUGGCGGUUUGGGAGGAUAUAUCUAAACACCGCACAGGAGAUGUGCCUUUGGUGGUAGGGGGAGAUUUUAACUGCAUUAUGGCUAAGGAAGAGAAGAAAUGUGGCAAGGCCUUUCAUUUCAAUCCAGCUGCAAAUGAUAUGGCUUCUUUCAUGAUGUCUAAUGAUCUGGUUGACCCGAGUUACAUUGGUCCGGCUUUCACAUGGAGCAAUAACAAGGACAUUAUUAGAAGUCGGAUUUUCUCAAGAUUGGACCGGUUUUUAUUGUCUUCCUCCAUUCUUGACUCUUUUCAGGGGUUGAAGGUUAAGCAUCUGACUAGACUUGCUUCCGACCAUUGUCCCAUUUUGUGUAGUUUUCUUGGGGAAGUGAAGAUGGUCUACUCUCAUUGGAUAAAGUUUGAAGAUGUACGGGCUAGUUAUCCUAUGGCUUGGCAGUUGGUGAAACAAAAGUGGCAGAACAAGAUUAAAGAGCUCACCCAGUUGAAGGAAGACCUUGACAGGGAGAUCAAGAUACUGCAGGAAGUGGAGUGUUCUCCAAAUGGGUUAUCUGAAGCUCAGGCUGAGGCAUUGGGUUUUAAGUGUGCUAAAGUGAAGUGGAUUGAGGAAGGUGAUGGGAAUACACGAUUUUUCCAUUCUUUGGCUUCAGCAAGGAGAAGAGCCAAAUGCAUUGAUGCUAUCAAGCAAGGUGAUGGGACGGUGGUGACAGAACAAAAGGAUAUUUCUAAGGUGUUUUAUGAGUUCUUUAAGAGGAAAUGGCAUGGAUAG